AUGGCACGUAAAAUUCUCUGCGUGGCAGAGAAGCCUGCCAUAGCUCGUGCCGUGGCCACGCAUCUGUCUGGCGGUUCCUUCCAGACCCAUGCAAUUCGUGGCAAUCAAUAUGUCAAGAACUAUGAGUUCGAUUUCAACUUCGGAGGUCCCUGGGGAAAUUGCUCUGUUACCAUGACCAGCGUGAUCGGUCACCUUACAGGCCUGGAUUUCGAACGUCAGUACAAGGGCUGGAUGUCUUGUCCUCCUGGGUCGCUAUUUGAAGCCCCAGUGCAAGAGUCUGUUGACAAGGACAAGCUGGCAAUAGCUGAGAACAUCCGUAACCAAGCCAGAUACAGCAAGGCACUCUUUAUCUGGACUGAUUGUGAUAGAGAAGGAGAGCAUAUUGGCUCCGAGGUCAGGAACCAGGCAAAGGCUGGAAACGCUCGUAUUGAAGUCAAACGAGCCAAAUUCAGCAACACGGAGAGGGCCCAUGUCCUGCGUGCUGCGAGGGAGCCCGUCGAGCUGGAUGAAUUUCAAGCUAACGCGGUGGCUGCUCGAAUUGAGCUUGACUUGCGAAUUGGCGCCGCAUUUACUCGUCUGCAGACUCUUCAGCUUCAGGCUGUCGUUGCAGCCUUAAAGGAGAAAGUCAUCAGUUAUGGAUCAUGUCAAUUCCCUACCCUGGGCUUCGUUGUCGAUCGGUAUCUGCGCGUGAAGAACUUCAAACCAGAAACUUUCUGGAGCAUCAAGGUCAUGCAUCAGCGAGAAGGGAAGAAAGUUAACUUCCUAUGGAAACGUGUUCAUCUAUUCGAUCGAGCGGCCGUCACAAUGAUGCUGGAGCGAUGCUUGAUGGCCAAGCAAGCCAAGGUCACAAAAGUCAAUUCAAAGCCCAAGAGUAAAUGGCGCCCCUUACCCUUGACAACCGUUGACCUUCAGAUGAUGGGCAGUCGUUUUCUUCGUAUGGACAGUCAGACCAUCAUGAAAGUGGCAGAGGCGCUUUACACCAAGGGUUAUAUCAGCUAUCCCCGAACAGAAACAGACCAAUUCGACAAGGCAAUCGAUCUGAAGAAGCUAGUCGAGAAACAAUACCCCGACGAUUCAUGGGGCCAAUACGCUCGAGACCUUAUCGACGGGAAGUUCAGGACCCCCCGGUCUGGCCGUCAUAACGACAAAGCCCACCCGCCCAUUCACCCCGUGUGCUGGGUCUCACAAAGCCAAUUGAAUGCAAAUGAGAAGAAAGUGUACGAGUUCGUGGUCCGGCGAUUCCUUGCUUGCUGCUCUGAAGACGCAAGAGGUCAAGGCAGUGAGAUUGAAAUUCAAUAUGGGGAAGAAUUAUUCCAUGCCAAUGGUCUGAUCGUGCUGGAGAGAAACUACCUCGACGUUUACGUCUACGAUAAAUGGGAAAGCAGUCAACAACUCCCCAAAUUCGAGAAAGGAGAAGUCUUUGAACCUACCGAGGCAAAUAUUGCUGAAGGCAAAACCACAGCUCCAAGCUUCCUGACAGAACCCGAGCUGAUUGGUCUGAUGGACGCCAAUGGCAUUGGCACCGACGCGACCAUGGCAGAACAUAUUGCCAAGAUUAAGGAACGCGAAUACGUCGUUGUGCACCAGCGAGGUACUGGUCGCACGAAGGUUGAAGAACUCAUUCCAACCCGACUGGGCACUGCCCUCGUCGAAGGGUACGAUAAUAUAGUUGCGGGCCUUUCAAAUAGUAUCUCGCUCAGCAAGCCUUUCCUUCGCAAGGAGAUGGAAUUGCGCAUGUUAGAGAUCUGUGCCGGCACGAAGACCCGGCAGGAGGUGGUGCAGCAGAGUCUGGAUAUGUAUCGAGAGGUCUUUAUUCAUACCCAACGGCGGAUUGAGAUGUUGAAAGCCGCGUGCCGCAAAUAUCUUGUUGAGUGA
This is a messenger RNA of Penicillium maclennaniae, 1875 nucleotides long. RefSeq names its product DNA topoisomerase 3. NCBI's taxonomy places the organism in Eukaryota, Fungi, Ascomycota, Eurotiomycetes, Eurotiales, Aspergillaceae. Gene Ontology annotation, biological process: DNA topological change. The record is from RefSeq and is a predicted model, not a curated record. Bases 1 to 1875 code for a protein of 624 amino acids. Gene Ontology annotation, molecular function: DNA binding; DNA topoisomerase type I (single strand cut, ATP-independent) activity. Gene Ontology annotation, cellular component: nucleus. The transcript has 6 exons.